CUUUAUCGGAGGCACGCCAUUAAAGUAGUUCUGCGGAAGCCCACAGUCUGAAAUUUAAGUGUUAUCGGUCUCUCUCCUCGUGUCAGCCAUUUUCUCAAUAUGAGUAAUCUGAGGCUGCAAAAGCGCUUAGCAUCCAGCGUGCUAAGCUGCGGCAAGAACAAGGUGUGGUUGGAUCCCAAUGAAGUCAAUGAGAUUGCAAAUGCAAACUCACGUCAGAAUAUCCGCAAGCUGGUCAAGGAUGGUCUGAUCAUCCGUAAGCCUGUGGCGGUCCAUUCCAGGGCACGUGUCCGUAAGAACAAUGAGGCUCGUAGAAAAGGUCGACACAGUGGUACAGGUAAGAGGAAAGGUACGGCCAACGCCCGUAUGCCCCAGAAGGUUAUCUGGAUCAGAAGGAUGCGGGUGCUGAGGCGACUUCUCAAGAAAUACAGAGAGGCCAAGAAGAUCGACCGUCAUCUGUACCACAGUCUCUACAUGAAGGCUAAGGGAAACGUCUUCAAGAACAAGCGCGUCCUGAUGGAGUUCAUCCACAAGAAGAAGGCAGAGAAGGCCCGCACAAAGCUCCUCCAAGACCAGGCUGAGGCCCGCCGCUUCAAGACAAAGGAAGCACGCAAACGCCGCGAGGAACGCCAACAAGCCAAACGCACCGAGAUGCUGAAGGCCUACAUCAAGGAAGACGAAGAAGCCUCAAAGAAGUAAACACGAAACAGCCGUAGACAAGCUGCAAAUCACCGGGAUCACAAUUCACACACUGUUCAGAUUUAUCUACCAUCACAUCUGGAAAAGUAUAUUUAUAAAAACAGGACGAAUCUAGAAAGAGAAAACCAAACAUGACGGUCAAGUUUGGGAUAAACGUGCACUAUUGACUUCAAGCCAGAAGGCAUCGAGAUGUUCAAAUAAAGAUUUCAAAAAUUGAUAGUUCUCGUCCAGUUUGAUGUCACAUUUGAUUUGGUUGACCUCUUAUUCGGCAACUAACGAAUCGAAAGAGAAGCUGUUACAAAAUGCAAAUAGCAUUCAUUGUUUAUUUCCAUUUAUCUUUGACUGUUUUGCUUCUGAUUGUUGUAUCACCGAGAAUAUGAGGAGGGUAUGUUGAUGUACAAAUAAAAGGAGUUUUCUUUCUGGAUCCGACCAAUGUAAAACAC
Messenger RNA from Asterias rubens (European starfish), 1139 nucleotides. RefSeq names its product 60S ribosomal protein L19-like. The transcript is spliced from 6 exons. Gene Ontology annotation, molecular function: structural constituent of ribosome; RNA binding. The record is from RefSeq and is a predicted model, not a curated record. NCBI's taxonomy places the organism in Eukaryota, Metazoa, Echinodermata, Asteroidea, Forcipulatida, Asteriidae. Gene Ontology annotation, cellular component: cytosolic large ribosomal subunit; ribosome. Gene Ontology annotation, biological process: translation. Bases 100 to 696 code for a protein of 198 amino acids.